GAGAUACUUAUGACAGUUCCAGCCAUAAUUCAGUCUCGAGAGGAGCCACUCUUUGAAGGAUUUCCGAAAUGAAGCACCAACAAGUGACGGUGGACUACUGGACCAUGUUCAAGACAUCGGGGAUGUGCUUGCUACUGGCGGUUUGCGGAUUUGUACUCCUUAAAAUGGUGCAGACCAUUUUCUGGCUACCCGGACACCUGAAGAAGAACCAAAAGCGUCUUGAGGAUCUGGCCAAGCUCUAUGCCAAGGACAUAGGCGAUGAUGAGAGGGCCGAGAUAGAGAAACUCUUCAACAGCGACGAGCCCAUGACAGAAGAACAGAUUAAGCAGCUGCUCGACAAAACCGAGAACGAAGAGCCCAAAAAGGAUCAGUAGUUUAAAUAAAUAGACUUUCCG
Molecule: messenger RNA, 395 nt
Organism: Drosophila biarmipes
Lineage: Eukaryota; Metazoa; Arthropoda; Insecta; Diptera; Drosophilidae
Exons: 2
Coding region: 69-374 (101 amino acids)
Source: RefSeq, a predicted model, not a curated record